AUGUCGAGCUACUUUCCCCCUCCCCCUGGCGCCGGCGGCCCUGCCCCUGGAGGACAGCAGAGCUACCCUCCCCCUCCCGGGUCGGCGGCCCCUACUCAGACACAGUUCUCGUACCCCUCGCCUCCUGCCAACGCCCAACAAGGCCACUAUCCUGCUCCUCCCCAGGGCGCUCCGGCCCCUACACCCCCUCCGGGCUCGUCGACACCCUCGUACCAGCAACAACACUAUGCCCCGCCCCCGCAGCAACAUCUCCAGCAGCACCCCCAACAGCAGCAGUACGCCUCUCCUCCUCAGCAACAGCAAUACGCUCCCCCGCCCCAGCAGCAUCAGCAGCAGCCACCGCAACAACAGCACCAAUAUGCAGCCCCGCCCCAAGCUUCCCCUUCGCCAAUGCAGCACGGCGUGCUGCCUCAGCACUUGCGGAGUCCCUCGCUAGCUUCCCAGGGUUCGCAGCAGACUCAGCCUCAGGCUCAGCAGCAGCAGCAAUUCGCGGGCCCUCCUUCGUAUCCCAAGGAUAACAGUGGAGCUGGAUAUCCGGCCGAAAAGACGCAGCAUCUCCAACAGCAGCAGCCACCUCAGCAACCUCCCCAACAUAUCCAACAGCAGCAGCAGCAACAGCAUUCGCAGCCCGGGACCCCUGGUAUUGACCCGACGGGCGCUCCUACGGGCAACAAUUUUGUGGGCGCCUCGGCGAUCGUUGACGAUGUGGGCACCUUCAAUGGCGGCAGCUAUCGCAUCAGCCAUCGCGAUUGCAACUCAAUUUUGACCAUUCAGUUAGCCAUUGGAUGUCCCAUCGAAGCCAAACCUGGCGCCAUGAUCGCUAUGUCUCCCUCCAUCGUGCUUAAAGGCAACGUCAAGUUCAGCAUGAAGAAGCUGGUGGCCGGUGGCGACAUGAACAGCUCGACAUACACGGGGCCUGGCGAGCUGCUGUUGGCGCCGCCCAUGCUCGGCGACAUCACCAGCCUGCGCCUGACCGGUCAAGAAGCAUGGUCAGUCAGCCACGACGGUUUCCUCGCUUGCACCCAAAACGUCAUCAAGGACUACAAGCGCCAGGGGCUUGGCAAGGCCAUGUUUAGUGGGGAAGGUUUGUGGGUGUAUAAGAUCUCGGGGACUGGGCUGUUGUGGUUGACGAGCUUUGGUGCGAUUAUUCGGAAAGACCUUAUGGACGGUGAAAAGUAUAUUGUGGACAACGGUCACCUGGUCGCCUGGAACACCAAGUACGUCCUGGAGCGUGUCUCUUCGGGCGGCAUCAUCUCGGGCAUGGCGUCCGGUGAAGGCCUGGUAUGCAAGUUUACCGGCCCGGGUACCGUCUUUAUCCAGACGCGGAACGCGAAAUCGUUCAUGAUGGCUGUCGGCGGCCAGGCGGCGGCUGCAUAA
Molecule: messenger RNA, 1377 nt
Organism: Dichotomopilus funicola
Lineage: Eukaryota; Fungi; Ascomycota; Sordariomycetes; Sordariales; Chaetomiaceae
Product: tryptophan RNA-binding attenuator protein-like domain-containing protein
Exons: 6
Coding region: 1-1377 (458 amino acids)
Source: RefSeq, a predicted model, not a curated record